Messenger RNA from Drosophila innubila, 4587 nucleotides. It is a transcript of the gene bif, whose product is annotated as mucin-19. Gene Ontology annotation, cellular component: nuclear membrane; rough endoplasmic reticulum membrane. Gene Ontology annotation, biological process: neuronal signal transduction; chemotaxis. Gene Ontology annotation, molecular function: microtubule binding. NCBI's taxonomy places the organism in Eukaryota, Metazoa, Arthropoda, Insecta, Diptera, Drosophilidae. The record is from RefSeq and is a predicted model, not a curated record. The coding region runs from base 104 to 4402 and encodes 1432 amino acids. The transcript is spliced from 6 exons.
UUGUUAAUAAUAUCAAUGCAGACAACUAAGACAUAUGUGCAACUAUAAAAGCUAAAUCCCACCGCUUGAAUUGGAUCCAAAAAGUCAGCGUCGUUAGCCAAAAAUGUCUUCACUGGAGCAACAGCAACAGCAGAAGCGACCCUCGUUGCAUUUUACUGCGGAUUGCGGAGUUGGAGCUGGAGCUGGAACAGGAACUGGAACAGCUGAGACGACCAUGUCAGGAUGCUCACCGGCAACGACACCAUUGGGCAGCGGUGCUGGAUUCCUGCCGGACAUGCCCCAGUGGAAGAAGGAUUUGAUACAACGACGCAAGACAAAUGUGGCACGUACAAAUGCAGCCGCCAACUCACCAACGUCCACAGCUGAUGGCAGUUGCAUGGCUUUCACUGAACCUGCAGACUCAGGUGCGACUGACGCUAAUGCAACUGCAACAACAAUAAUAACUAGUCAACAACAACAACAACAAGAGCAACAACAAUUACUAAAACGAAAUCUAAGCCAAACAGCAACAGCAACAACAACAUUAAAGACUUCUAUAGCAGCAGAGGAAAAGUCUGAGAAAUGUUUUAUUGGAGCUGGAGGUCAUCAUACGCUUCCAGCAGUAGCAGCAUCAUCAGCAUCAGCCCAAAGUACACAACAACAACAACAAGGUAAAGACUUCACCACGGUCUUUUCAACAGAAACGUCAGCGUCAGCAGCAACAGCAGCAGCCGCAGCACCACCACCAAUACCAAAGCAGCGAUCAAGUUUAUUUAAUACAAGAAGUCAAUCAACUGGCAAGGAGCAAGAGAUUCUAAAUUUGGAUACCAGAGAGCGAGAGCGCGCUGCGUUCGGAGAGCGUGACGUUGAGGUGAAUAACAUGUUGAAUAGCAGCCAUAAUCGUAAAUGCUCUCGCGCCAGUGGUGAAGUUGAAACUGGCACAGCGACAACUGGAGCAUUAACAGUGCUAGGCAACAAAAACAAUACCAACAACACCACCACCACAGAGAGUGGUAGCAGCGGCAGCGGAGCAAAUGUGAAACAAACAGCGACAUCGUCGUCGUCAGCAAAUCAGUUGCAAACGAAAUGCAAACCUGGGCAGAGCGUCGGUGCUGAAGCAGCAGCGAACAACUCAACGGCAGCGAUCAACUCAACGCCAAUAACAACAAAUUUCAACCAUAAUAAUAUAACGCCAAUUACAACAGCAACAAAUAUUGAUAAUAAAAAUUGUAAAUCGAAAAUAUCUGAUAAAUUGCAGAGCAACAAGUUUAUACAAAAUCAGCAGCAACAACAACAACAGUUGGCCGCGUCGCCCACAAAAGUAGCGGUAAAAACUACAAUGGUCGCCAUGCAAGAAAUGAAAAAGACAACAACACAAAAUGGCCAACAACGUCAUCAUCAUCACCUCAAUCAUCAUCAUCAUCAUAAUGUGAAGCAGAAUGCUGAAGCAACAGACGUUGAUGUCGGCGUCGACGUUGGCGUCGCUGCCUUGCAGACGGCUGAGAGCGAGGAUUUAAGCUAUGGACCCGGCAUCGUAUCCAAACUGCGCUGCCGCUACCUCAGUCUGGCGCUGCGCUGCGAGACGCGUCAGCAGAGCCAGCAGCAGCGACUGCAGCGUUCGACCAGUCUCAAUACGCUGCUCGAUCGCAACGAUGAGGAUGAUGAGGAUUUGCAUAAUGCUGUUGUUGUCACAACACCAACAACACCAACAUCAACAACACCCACAGCAGCUGUUGCUGCCGCUGUCACUGCUGGCGCCGCUGUCAGCAGCCGCAGCGCUGCGCCGCCGCCCAUUUUGGGCGUAAAACCAACAACAAUUGCAAGUGGCUAUAUUAAAAGUGUCAGCGUUGUGCAACAGCAGCAACAGCAACAACGACAGAAGCAGACGCAGUCGCAGCAGCAGCAAUUGCAGUCGACGUCGCAGUCACAGCAGUCGGUUAACGGUACACGCUCGCGUCACUUUAAGCGCGGCAACGAGGUGAUGAAGCGUGCGCGCUCCGUCGAAGCGCUGCUCUGCGAGAAGUCACCUUGGAACACGCAACGUGCCAGCUAUCAAGCAACAACAGCAACUAUUACCAAUACUAAUGCUAAUGCUGCAAGCAGCGCUGCCACUGCCGCUGCCUCUGUCACCAUUGAGGAUAAGAUACACAAUGCCCGCGAGCGUCUGCACAGCGGCACCGAUGCUGCUCCCCCCAAGCGUCUCACCAGCAUCAUCGACGAUACGGAGCGUCCGCCGCCGGAUUUGGUUAAGCAGACGCUGAAAAUGUUUGAAGCCAGCGCCAAUCGACGACCGCGCACGGCGCAGCGCAGCAACGGCGUCGGCGGCGUCGCGAGCAAAGUUGCCAGCUAUAAAUCGAUAAUUGCAGAGCAGAAGCCAAUCAGCAACAAAGUGGGUGGCGGAGGAGCAGUAACAGGAGGAGCAACAGGUGGAGCAGCGGGAGGAUUAACAGGAGGAGCAGCAGCAGCAGCAGGAUUAACAGUGCAAGGUGCAGCGUUCGCUGCCUCAACGCCGCUCUGCAAGCAGCAUACGCCGGCGUCGGUAGCGGCAUUUGGCAAUGUUGUACCCGAUAUUAUACCCAGACAAUUGGAUACAUUUGAAUCGCCGGUUUCGACGCUCAGCAAAAUGCUGGGACGCAUGCAGCUGGAGACGGCAGCGGCGCCAGCAGCGCAGUCCGAAGUGGGUGGCGUUGGGAAUGGAAAUGAGGGUGGGGGUGGAGUGGAGCGCUUAGUCAGCGAUAAACGAUCGCAGGCAGCAGACGACGACGAACGCGACGUUGAGAACGACAACGACGACGACGAAGACAACAACGAAGUGAACGAUGAUGACGUCGACGUCGUCGCUGCCGAUGACAACAACGAUGAAGGCGACGGCGACGAUGUUUGCAAUGGCGAUAAAAUGGGCGCGGCAGGCGAUAAGUUAACGCAAGCAGCGCUGCCAGCAGCGGAUGAGGCAACGCCGACAGCGACAACGGCAGCAGCAGGAAUAAACGUACAACGUUCAUUCGCGGCUGCUUUGCAAGAGAAUGCGCACGUUGUCUCGAGUAUUAAUAACAAAAUUAACAAAAAGCCAAACAACGAUAGCGUAUUAACAACAUCGACAACAACAAAACAAAUUGGUGUCAUACGACCGCUAUUGAAUCAGGCAGCUGGUUCCGGUUCGAGUUGCGGUUCUGGUUCCGGCUCUGGAAUACCAUUAACAAGUCGCGAAAUUGAAAAGAAUCGCAUUAAUGAAAUGAAAAAAUCAACAGCCCUGGCCGCCGAUGCAGCCCUGGCCGCUGCCGUUGCCGCCGCCGCAGCUGCUGAGAGCAGCACUAGUCUGGACACCGUGAUAAACACACACAGCAAGGAUGCAAGUGAAACGGAUGCUGGCGCUGCUUCCGUCUCUGCCGCUGCCGGCAUCUCACCAAUCUGGCCACACUUGCGUAAGCGUCGACAGCCAACAACAACAUCAACAGCGGGUGGCAACGCGACAAUUGGCGGCAAUUCAAUUGGCAAUGCGGACAACAACACCUCCAUGGUGUUUAAUUUCUCCAAGAGCACCAAGGAGGUGCCCGAUUAUAUUGAAAGCGAUGUUGUGAUCUACAGAAGGAAGCGGGAGCUGCCAAAGCCAAAUGAGCCUGGCUUCGUGUUGCUGGGCGAUUUAUCGGUGGAGACAUCGACAGACACCGAUUACGAUGACUACUCCAUGUGUCCGCCAUCACCAUGCGAUGUGGAAUUCGAGAAUGCGAAUAUUGUGAUCGAUGGCAAGUCCAGCAUUCGACAAAAAGCCAAAGAUUCAUCGUUCCGCGUACAGUUCAACGAUACGUUAACGUCCACGUUUGAAUAUCCCUCCGAGGCAUCGCAGAUCAUUGACGACCCACCGUAUGCCGAUCCUUAUGGCAAUGUUAAUAAACAUCAUCAGUUGCUCUACGAGGAGCAAUUGAUAUUGCAACAUCAUCAGCAACAACAACAGCAGCAGCAACAUCAUCAUGUGACUGUUGAUGAGAUAAUUGAGCUUCCAACAUCCACAAUGUCCUCGUCGACGUCGACAUCGACGUCAGCGUCGGCAGCGACGUCGCAUAAAACGUCAGCGACCAGUGCAAUGCUGGGGAAUUUACCACUAGGCUCAACGGCUCUGGGUUUUUAUACGCCCGUCAAGGCCUCCCCCAUGGACAGUCUCUUCCAGCUGGGCGUUACCCGGUACACGCCGCCCGAAAGCGCAACCGGAAACGGAAGCAGCAAUGGCAGUCCAGCAACAACAGCUGCAACAUCCAACGGUGGCGCCUCCUUUAAUGGCAAUGGCAACGGCAGCAUUGUCGGCAUAGGCGAAGGACUCAUCAAGGGAGAGAGUAAUGAUGCAGUGGGUGUCCAAGAGGAGGAUUACCAUCUGUCAUCGGGGAUUGUCUACAGCGAGGGUACCCAAAAAACCGAUUUAUUGUACUGAAUGGAACUCACAACUCAAUUCCCUCCUCCUUCUCCUCCUUCUACUCCAUCACCAUUCCCCCUGGUUAUACAUGAUACUGAUCUAAACGAUUCAUCUAUAUAUGUAUACAUAAAUAUAUUUAUAGAUAUUAUUUGUAAGUUGUAGGGCUAACAAAAAAAAUACGAUAUGUGUACAACAGAAACAUU